Molecule: messenger RNA, 1666 nt
Organism: Cucurbita moschata (crookneck pumpkin)
Lineage: Eukaryota; Viridiplantae; Streptophyta; Magnoliopsida; Cucurbitales; Cucurbitaceae
Product: protein ABIL2-like
Exons: 11
Coding region: 477-1436 (319 amino acids)
Source: RefSeq, a predicted model, not a curated record
CAGUCAAAAUCUUUUACCCAACCCACUUGGUUUUAUGCCAACUUUUGGCUUCUUUUGGUUCUGCUCACCGUGCUUUCACAUUUUGAGGCUGAGAAAUCAGAUGGGGUUUCGGCUACUCUCCCGUUUCUAGUUUCGACCUCUUCAGCUCCAGAAAAACAGGUUGAGUCCUGGCGAAGAUUCAGACAGAACGAGCUUGAAUUAUGGCGAAGCACUACUUGUUUUAUUUGGUUGAUUGUUUCGAAUUUGAUAUAUGUUUAAUCUAUGAGACAGCGAGUCAACUAUCCUUUAAUUUAUUGAAUUGAGGAUUCUCAUUACCUGUAACCUGUCAAAGGGAAUGCUGUCCCUCACCUGCUAAAUAAAUACUUCUCUUGUCUCUUCUACUUUUCCUUCUGGGCUAUAUUGAAACACUUUUGAGGAUUUUAAGGUCUAGUAGUUUGAGCUCAACAUUUUCUGGGACAGAAACAAAAUCUUGUACAAUGCCCAUCUCACAAGAAACGUCCAAUUUUGAUGAGAUUUCUAUGAAGCAGAGUUUGAUUUUCUCUGAUUGUCUCAAGGAUUUGAAGAACCUGAGAGCACAAUUAUACUCAGCAGCAGAGUAUUUUGAACUCUCUUACACGAAUGACGACCAAAAACAGAUAGUGGUAGAAACGUUGAAAGAUUAUGCUGUUAAAGCUCUUGUGAACACUGUGGAUCAUUUAGGUUCUGUUAGUUUUAAGGUUAAUGAUCUUUUGGAUGAAAAAGUGGAUGAUGUUUCUGGAACGGAGUUCAGGGUGUCAUGCAUUGAACAGAGGCUAAGAACGUGCCAAGAGUAUAUCGAUCACGAAGGACAUUCCCAACAAUCCCUGGUGAUAAAUACGCCAAAGUAUCAUAAGCACUACAUAUUACAAGCGGGGGAGACCAUGAACGGUGGUACCCAAACUCGAUCCAAGAACAAAGGAUGCAGCCUAGAUGAUGAAGAUGAGUGGCACCAAUUUAGAAAUGCCGUUCGAUCAACUAUUAGGGAAAUGCCACCAUCCGCUAUCAGUAAAGAAAAUUCUCCUGUGCCUUCUCAACGACCUUCCCCGUCUCCGCAACUUAGAACGUUCUCGUUCACGUCUACCAUGCCCAAGAAGGAAUUAGAUAAGCGGUCGGUUUCUCCACACCGGUUUCCACUUUUGCGUUCUGGUUCGCUCUCGAGUAGACCAAAGACACAAAGCUCAAGUCGACCAACGACUCCCAACUCAAGUACGCCAACCACUCCAAGCAUUUCCAAUGGGCAACGACGGUACCCUUCAGCACCCAGGAAAUCAGCAUCGAUGCGGAUGCCAGCAGAAAGGGAUAACAGCAAAGAUGUUGAACAAUAUCCCAGCAAAAGCAAACGCCUCCUGAAGGCCUUGCUUAGCCGACGCAAGUCAAAGAAAGACGAUACAUUGUACACUUACUUGGAUGAAUACUAAGCACAAGAGGAAUCAGCUGGUGAAUGGGGUCGUCAAAUUCAAUUCAUUAGGGAUGCCACUUUGUGCUUUCAUGAACGUUAUAGAAUUCCAUAUACCAGUUUUCCUUCAUCCCAUGCUGAAGUCAUUUCUUUGUUCUUUUCCACUUCAAAUGAUAUGAUGAACCACAAUCACAUCAAAUUAUUGUUUAUAUUUUAGUUUAAUAAAAUUGAUAUAAUUUUUGUUGUUUCCAA